CGGACAUCUUGCACCCAUCCAAAAGGCGAUCUGGGCGACGCCAUGGAUAUUCGCAACUUCUUCCAGCGGAAAGAUACCAAGCCGAUUACCGCCUCAGAAGGAAGCAAAAAAACAGCUGCAGUAAAGUCGGGACCAAAGUCAACCAAGGCACCUUCGACAGAAAACCCAGAGGACGCUGAUGUUGCUCCCUUACCAAGGACUUCUAAAUACUUUGGCAGAGACGAUGUCAAUAACGCCCCAAAACGGAGGAAAGGACGGGCCGUUAUUGAAUCAGAUGACGAAGGAACUGAGGAAGCGAAAGAAGAGAGAACACCAGUGAGUGAAGUGCGCAAUCAAAGUGAUCAGAAAUCCACGGAACGAGUGAGGGCAUCUGUUAAGAGGCCAAGACUAGUGACGGAAGAAGCCCCUGAAGUAGAUCCAAACGUCUUCUUUGGCGAUUCGAAAAAGAUUAAACGAAGCACAAAGCCGAGAUCUGCCAGCAAACCUGUUGUGAAACCCUCUACAGAAAGUACCUCACCAAAGGGUACCGGGGUGACUUCUGGUGAAUUACAGGAACAUGAAGAGUUGGUGGAAGUGAAGCAAACUCAAAGCAGCGACCAAGCAAAGAAUGAUCAAAAGAAUAGAAAGCGGACACCUACAAAGCCACCGGCAAAGAGAAGACCAUCGGAUAAUGAUGAAGAGGAUACCGAGGUCGACGAAGAUCAUGCGGGUCCGGCCCGGAAGAAGAGGGCGGGUGCUGACAACUCCCUGAAGAAUGAUCCUCAGCCAGGAAAGCGCAGGAUGCCUUGGGAUAAGGAAGUCCGGCAGAAUGGCGAGGGGUCGACUGCCGAGAAGUCCCCAGCAAAAUCAGCGCCGUCAGCUCCCUCGCCCCUGAAAACCGAAACGGCAAAGGAAAUUGAAACGAAAAUAGAGAAUGGAGACGUCGAAGCGCCAGCUAAAAAGAAAUUUAACUAUGCACAGUAUAAGCAAAAGCAAACUGCAGGGCCUAGGGCACCUGGAUCAAAAGAAGUACCGGAAGGGGCAGAGAACUGCUUAUUGGGAAUGGCCUUUGUGUUCACCGGAGAACUAACCUCCAUAUCGCGGGAUGAUGCAGCCAGUUUGGUCAAACGCCAUGGCGGUCGUGUAACCGGAGCACCAAGUUCGAAGACGUCCUAUGUCGUUGUCGGAGAGGAGCCGGGAGAAUCCAAGCUAAAGAAAGCAAAGGAGCUUAAACUACAGACUUUGGAUGAAGAUGGAUUGUUUGAGCUGAUUAGAACACUUCCCGGAAAGACGUCGGCGGCGGUGACCACUCCCAAAUCCAAAGGAAAAGGUAAAGGGAAAGCGGCAAACGACAUUACAGAUAGGCCGCAAGCUGUUGCCAGGGUCACUCCGCGCAAAAGUGCUUCUGCCGAACUUUGGACGGACAAAUACAAGCCCGAAAAUUAUAAGCAAGUGAUUGGGAACACAACACUGAUUCAGAAAUUGGCCUCGUGGCUGAAGAACUGGGACAGCUAUCGGGCGAAUGACUUUAAGAGGAAAGGGGGCGAUGAAGCAUCAUGCUUUCGAGCAGUACUUCUAUCGGGUCCUCCUGGGCUUGGAAAGACAACGUCAGCUCAUCUGGUGUCGCGCAUAGAGGGGUACGAUGUGUUGGAGUUUAAUGCAAGUGACACACGGAGCAAGAAGGCUCUCGAUACUGUAUUCAGAGAAUGCACUGGAAGUCAUGCAGUCACGGAGUUUUUCUCUUCUUCCGAAAAUGGAUCGACCAACAGUAAUGGCAAGAAGACUGGAGGGUUGCGGACGGGAAAGCGACAAGUUCUUGUAAUGGAUGAGGUGGAUGGUAUGUCUGGAGGUGACCGUGGCGGCACAGCGGAACUGAUCCAACUCAUCAAAAAGACAAAGGUUCCAAUUAUUUGUAUUUGUAACGAUCGACAGUCGCCGAAGAUCAAGUCACUAGCAAACUAUUGUUUCGAUCUGCGGUUUAGAAGACCCACGGCAGCUCAAGUGGAAGCGCGUAUACGUGACAUCGCCGAGAGCGAAGGGUUGAUAUUGAAACCAAAUGUGAUUGCAGAAUUGGUUGCAAUGACAUCUGCCGAUAUCCGCCAAAUCUUGAACAUACUGUCAACUUAUCGAUUGUCGAACAAUAUCAUGACCUACGAUCAAUCGAAGCAAAUGGCUAAGGGUUGGGAGAAGAACUCGGCAAUGACACCAUUUGAUGUCACUGCUAAGCUAUUCAGUGCCUCGGUCACGACGUCGAGUACUAUCUCGGACAGAAUUGAACUAUAUUUCCAAGAUUUUAGUCUGAUACCGUUAAUGGUGCAGGAAAACUAUGCCAAAACGAGCCCAGCGAUCGCGCGACAUUUGCAUGGCAACAAUAACAAACUUGUCGAUUUUGAGACGCUGUCUUGCAUAGCACAAGCGUCCGAUUCCAUUUCCUUGGGGGAUCUAGUGGAUAAUGUACAGCGCAGCACUCAAAACUGGAGUCUAAUGCCAGUCCAUGCCGUGAUGUCUACUGUUCGUCCGUGUUUCUUCACGCAUGGUUCUUUAGGUGGACAAGUUCAAUUUGCCGGAUGGCUUGGUCAGAACUCAAAGUACUCAAAGAACAUUCGAUUGCUGCGGGAGAUCCAAACUCACAUGCGUCUGCAUAUAUCUGGCAAUAAGAGCGAGGUGCGGUUGAACUACAUGCCGACACUUGCUCCUAGCUUGGCCAAGCCCCUUAUAAACGAUGGAGCGGAUGCGAUUGACGCGGUGAUCAAAACUAUGGAUGAAUAUUAUUUGACACGGGAAGACUGGGACACAGUGAUGGAGCUAGGCGUAGGUCCCAACGCUGCUUCUAAAAUGUCCAACAAAAUUCCUGCGUCUGUAAAAUCCUCAUUCACACGAACGUAUAACAAGACAACGCAUCCCACCCCCCUCUUGAUUACCACAGUCUCGAAGGCCAGAAAGCCGGCCCCAGGGCCAGUACCAGACUUGGAGGACGUAGUGGAGGUUGACGAAGUGGAUGCAGCGGACGACGAUGAAGUUGAUGAUGAGGAUGACAUUGCCGGUGACAAAUUGAUAAAGCAGAAAGUUGCCCGCACUUCAUCGGCUAAAGGAAAGGGGAAAGCGUCUGGGAGCGGCAGAAAGAGAUAGAUGGCCUUGCCAUAACCAUGUGCAUGUUCUUUAGCAUCCAUUCUAAAGGGUUUUAUCAUUCGGGCAUGCCAAUGCGUGUAUUUGCGCCCAACCGUUAUUGGCAAUAUAUAUUACGCCUGCUUGGCAUUCGUCUAGUUGGCUGGGAAGGGGCCGGGUUGGAAUACCAUACUUUUCACACAGCA
This is a messenger RNA of Spizellomyces punctatus DAOM BR117, 3290 nucleotides long. RefSeq names its product replication factor C subunit 1. Gene Ontology annotation, cellular component: DNA replication factor C complex; nucleus. Bases 43 to 3108 code for a protein of 1021 amino acids. The transcript has 23 exons. Gene Ontology annotation, molecular function: DNA clamp loader activity; ATP hydrolysis activity; ATP binding. Gene Ontology annotation, biological process: DNA replication; DNA repair. Lineage: Eukaryota; Fungi; Chytridiomycota; Chytridiomycetes; Spizellomycetales; Spizellomycetaceae. The record is from RefSeq and is a predicted model, not a curated record.